This is a messenger RNA of Didymodactylos carnosus, 2211 nucleotides long. The record is from the annotation of a GenBank genome assembly. NCBI's taxonomy places the organism in Eukaryota, Metazoa, Rotifera, Eurotatoria, Philodinida, Philodinidae.
GACCUGAAACUUUGCCCACAGGAAGACCUCAGCUAAACUAGCUUCCAUAAAAAAUUUCAGAACUUUUGAACAAAAUCUUUCUGAAAUAUGAAUUUUCCAAAAGAUGCACGUUUUAUACACUAUCUAUGGAAAGGCGCCUAUAUCUUGAAAAAUUCAUAUCUUGGAAAAGACUUGGUUCAAAAGUUCUGAAAUUUUUUAUGGAAGCUAGUUUAGCUGAGGUCUCCCUGUGGACAAAGUUUCAGGUCAAAAUUCGAAAAUAUAAAUUUGCUGGAAAACUUGCAGGAAAAAUUCACUAAAAAUUCAAUAUCUCAGUCCCAGGGGCCCAUGCACCCAAACCAAGAUAGACUUUUUCACUGUUCACUAGGACCUAUCGAAUGGCAAUGAUCCCGAGCGAAAAGCGAUUUAACACCUGGAGAGGUUCCCUCGUAAGAAUUCAAGAAAUUUCAAGAAGUAAAGAUCUUGAACAUCUUUUAAUUUCUUGACUUCUUGUACUAAGAUCUUGGAAAUUCUUGGAUCAUCGUUUUGUUUUACACUCUUGUGUAAAUAUAAGUGCGAAUAUUCUCAUACUUCGAAUAACUUCGAAUUUUUUUUUUGAUCAUAGUUGUUUAAGGAAGAAUCUACGACUCUAUACGAUCGUAUAUCCAAUGGCUACGACUGUCAUAAAUAAAAACAAAAUGUAAAGAAAAUUUGUUACUCAAGCUCUUGCAACAUCCUGAGUGGCUUCACUCAAGACCUUGAAAUUUCUGUUUCCAAUAUCUUGAGUGAAAGAUUCAAGAAUCGAAGAUCUUGACUUCGUGGUAUUUUUCCCAAGAUCUGGCUACAAGAAGUUUCACUGGGGUGGGCGUAUGUCCAUUUAUUGAAGAACAAAAUAGGCGGAAUAAUGAGUUUAAGUGGCUACGAAAAAUUGGAACGAAUUUAUAUACUUUGAUUUCCCGUGCAUUUCCCAUACAUUAAAUGAUGACGAUGGCAAAUAAUACUGUAAAGAAGCUUUUUAAACCCUUUCUGACAUCACCAGUUGAUUCGUCUCCAAAAGUUUGGUUUAGGAUGACCCUUUCUACUUAAUCAGACAUAUUAUAAAGGACUUAGGAGCUUUACAAAAAAAUGGCGCCUUCCCUUGCAAUGAUGAAACAUGAACGUAUUCAAAAUUCGUUAAAAUUUAAAGUAUUUUCAUGAAUUAAACAAGGUUAAUGCGUUUGAAUAUAUUAAAAAAUUUUAACGGUUGAAAAUCGUUGAAUUUUUAAGGCGUUAAAGUCAGAAAUUAUCUAAAUGUGUUAAAAACCUUUUUGGUUAAUUUAAUUUUCACGCAAGAAAUGCCUUAAAAAAUUUAAUAUUAGACUAAAAACACGUUUUCUUGCUAGGCUAACGCGUUAAACUAUUCAUUGUAAUUUGUUUUAGUGCAUUAAUGACUUUUAAUAGAUGCGAACUUUUUCGUUUACUUUUGAUAUACAAAAAUUUACUGGGAUGUUCUGCUUCCUUUGCUUAAAUACAGAUUUAAGUUUUAGAUAUUAUGCAUCAUGCCAAAACGGUACAAUUCUUAUAUAUCUAUGAAAUGCCCAUAUUUUACCUCUAUGAAUAAUAAUGUAAUGACUAAUGUUUUACUAUUUAAUUAGAUUUCAGUCGGCUUCAUUACACAUUAAUAAAAACUGAGCCCUUUUUGCGCAACUUCUAAGUAUUUCGGUUAUUUUUUGCUUUUAGUUUUGUUCAAUUUUUUUUGUGUUUUGGUGUAACUGAAUUUUGAUGUCGAAUUUCCAAGACAAUCCUGAAUUGUUGAGUAGUGAGUAAAAACCUUUGCCGGAAUCUCUAAAUUUGAAUUUGUUUUCUUUUGCUUUAGAGGGUAAUAUUGAUGUUGAAAAUCUAAAAAGUUUGUCCGCCCAUGAACUGAAUGAAAUUCUAGAAUACUGGCCAAAAGUGAACGAACUUCCAGAAGAAAUUCAAACAAAUACAAUCUAUCGUUUAUCUUUGAAUCAAGAAACAUAUGCUAAUCAGGCCACUGAAACAUUUACAUCAGCCACAAGUACCAGCAUAACAACACCACCUGUUUUACAACCAGUAACAACCACAACAUCAGCACCGACAACCCAAACAGCCAAUGAUCUAUACAAAGAAAUGAAAGAUAAAUUUGUGAAACAGCAUCUCGAUGAUGUGUUCAACCUCUUCCUUUGUGCAACGAAAAAACAAUUUAAUGAUAAAUAUAUGAUCAAAAAACAGUAA